AUGAUCUUCUGUCAUCGAGUGUUUGCAUGCCUGCUUCCUAGAUGGUUAUCCGGACACAACCAAUGUAUUUCAUUAGAGUACGACAGUUGUGGCCAUCUCUAUGAUGAUCAACGCCUUAAAGAGGUCCGGCACUGGGAUGGUGUGCAUAUGUAUCAUAUUGCUUACUACGGCUACACUCAUGAGACCCUCUUCGUUUUUUUUCCAUUUAUUCCAUUUAUGAUUCGUUUCGUGCGCUGGUGUAUUGUGCGGGCCUUCCCGUUGUUGUAUCGCUUAGCGCCAGUCUCGUUUUAUGUUUCUGGGCUCAACAUCUUCGCAUCUGCCGGAGCUGGUGUCGUCUUACGGCAUCUGACCAUCCUUACGAUGCUCGGGCCCGAAACUGAAAGAACUAUCCAGCUAUGGCGAAGACAUCGGCAAGGAAGACAUGCAGGUAUAGGACGAGGACACUUAGCGACAGUCUAUGAGAUGGAUACUGAAAGACGUAGUGAAGACUUUAAGGAGGCUAUACCAACAUCCGCACUAUGCACGGCAGGAACUGUCCCUACUCUCUCGUCGCACCAUUGGGGAUCAAUAAGGGGUAUUUUGCAGGAUAAUCAGUAUGUGGUAAAUCUAAUCUAUGGGGUAGAUGAUAAUCAUGCUUGCAAAGCUGCGGGAAUCUUGUUGAACUUUCCACAUGCGCAUGCGGCUGCCGCGUUUCGUGUGAUCCAGGGGUACCAUGGGACUGUUCUAGACAAACUGUCUCCUUUUCUUCUCACGACUUCGAUACAUGACACCGCAGGGCUUACGGGAUGUCAAACGAGCCAUAAUGUUCUGUCUAUGUUCGACACAAAGGAUACUAAGCAGGGCAGCCACACUUACUUGCCUUCGCUUACCUCGGAAGCGGCAAGGGAAGUAGUUUUUCGUUGGCGUGUUGUGGGUGGGGCUGUUCUAGUUUGGCUGCUGACACCCGCUGUAGUAUUCACAGUCGCAAAUUACACGGAGAGUUUUUUCUCACUCUUUACAAUGUUGGGAAUCUACUUGUUAGCUUGCUAUCAGCCUUUCCCGAAGACGGAAGAUACAAAAUUUGAGGAAACAGAAGAGGUCAUAAUUUGUCGGUGCCCUUACCCAAGUCCUAGGUCCCCAGAUCGCACCGCUGCCGAUGGGAAAAGUGAUUGUAAGGAUGCGUGCUUGAUUCACUGGAAGCCAAAAAUCACAUCAUGGCAUGAAGUGGUAGCGAUUACGUGCUUCAUCGUUUCGAGCUGCAUACGGUCAAAUGGUUUCCUGUGCGUUGGGUUUCUCCUGUAUCCAACUGUACUGCAGCUUUUGUUCCCACAGAGCUAUCGCGAACGCUGGGAAGUACUUCACGGACCCUGCUGGGCUUCCUAUGUUCGUCACGUAGCAGAAAAGAAGUCAUCGAAAAUAGUGCCUCAAUUGGAGAGUUACAAAGGGACUGUUCGUGCACAUAGGGAUAGCGCAAAACCAAUUAAUAAGGAUGUAUAUGUUGUUCGUACGCUUUACACACCGACCCGCUUCCCCCAUCCACUCCGCCUCGUUAUUCUUCUUAUUGCAUGCGCCCUAAUUUUUACGCCUUACUUGACAAUGGGGUACUUGGGGUGGAAACGGUAUAUACCUUUGUGGUCUGAAGAGGAGAGACACAUUGACAGUAACCAUUUUUGGAAGUUCUACAAUGUUCUACAAAGGAAAUACUGGAAUGUGGGUUUUUUAAGGGCGUAUACGGUCACAAACUCUCCAAAUGUCCUCAUCGCGUUGCCGAUUGGGUUUAUUGUAGGCUACGCCUCCUACCAUUACGCCAUUCGACCGGCAUUGUGCUGCAGUUUUUGUUCAUCUUGUUCCUCUCUUUCAGGAUCCAUGCUGCAAAGAAAGCACCCGAGUAUUAAAAUGACACAAUGCGUUUGGUUAGUUUUGCAAUCUUUGGUUCAGUCCUCAAAUGUGGUCUACCUCUGUGUUCUCUGCCUGAUUGCCUUCACAAUAAUGCAUGUACAAGUAGUAAAUCGUUUUGUUAUGUCUAGUCCAGCACUGUAUUGGCUCAUUGGGGCGCAGCUUGGGACAAAGCCUAACGCGAGACUUACAUGGCUCAUUCUGUUUUACAUACUAGUGUGGGGGCUAACUGGUGGGCUUUUAUUUUCCAACUUCAUGCCCUGGACGUAG
This is a messenger RNA of Phytomonas sp. EM1, 2145 nucleotides long. Lineage: Eukaryota; Euglenozoa; Kinetoplastea; Trypanosomatida; Trypanosomatidae. The record is from the annotation of a GenBank genome assembly.